UGAGCCAUGGUUGUAUGGAUCAAUACACAGAUUUGAAGCUGUGCUAUAAAUAUAUGUGAGCAUAUUGUUUGUACAAAACAGCAUUGGGUUGAAAUUGUAACUGUUUUCAACCUUUCAGUGCUCCUUGAGGAUUGGCUCUGGCUAGCUGAAUCAUUUCUUCUGGUUAACACUGCCCAGCAGAAUUAUUUCUGCUGAUUGGCAACCUGGCAAGCUCAGAAUUAUUUCAGCAGAACUAUUCCAGCUGCAGUGCGUAGCCUGUUUCCUGAGAUGAUAUUAUUAUACCAUAACCUUGAUAUGCUUGGAUUUGGUUUUUGUUUGAAUAAGGUUUCAAUUAUGUUUUUGUUUUUGUUCUGAGUGGACCAAAAGGUUGACGCACCAGUUUGUUAAAGGUUAUCAUCAUUUUCGAAGUCUGAUGAAAUACAACCUACAUCGGUGCUGUAAAAUUCUUAGUAUUAGUAUUCUUUGUUUCACAUGUGAGUUACAUUACGGGGACAACAUGAAGAGAGGUUGUGCUGCUGUUAUGUGAUUAUUUACUCAGUCAUGAGUGUAUAAAGAAAUGUAGUGUUUAGGAUCGUGUUUAUAUUUUGUUGUUUCAUGAAGGAAACAUUUCUUUGUUAGAUUAUUAUGUUUGGUCUUCUUACACCAAAAAUCAGCUUUAUGAUUGUCAAAUGAGAUGAAUAUAAAUGAUUUGAUGUGAUCCUAAAUCUCUACUUUAAAAGCUACUUGAAUUCUGAGUCUUCGUUCUGGAUAUUAUAUCCUUAUAAAUACCUGCAUGAUUCAAUUGCCAAACAUGUCUGUGCUGGCUUGGGUGCAUAAUUCAGUUGAAUAUAUGCAAUUUGACAAAAUGAUGUGGAUUGCUUCUUAGUCAAUGUCUGCAUGAUCCAGUUGCUAUAUACGUCUGUAUACCUCAUUGCUUAAUCGUGUGUCACAGUAAUCUUGUGUUCUCAUGAUAUCUGGCCUAGCAUUAUUAGUUCUAUUCAACAACACUUCUCUUACUAUAGGAUUUACACCUCUCGUCAUUUCAUAAAAAAGGUCAGUCCCAUUUGCCAUCAAUGCAUCUCUACACUCUGGAAUAUUCUGCUAAUUUAUUAUUCUUGUUCCAUCUCUAAUCAGGUGGAAUAAAAAAACUGGUUGCUCGUGGCUCAUUAAUGUCCGGAUGAUCCUUUGAAGUCAGCACCUAACUAAAGGACAGCUUGCUAGGUUUUUUGUGGCUGAAGACGAUUAUCAACUUGGACAAUUUGCUUAAUUGAUUGCUUGUGCAUUCAUAGUUGUAUGUCGUGAUCUGUGGGUCAAAUUGCCAAUAUGUUCCUGCAGCCCCCUUGUUAAUACCAGGAUGCUACCCCACAAGCCAUGUUUGUCAUGCUUAAUACAAAAAAAUGGAGGACCUCUUGAUCUGUCCUAUUAUACAUAGUAACUGACUUAAUGACUUGAGGUUAUCUGCUUAGGUAGCCUUUGCAUUUAUCCUGUUGACAAUCUUCUGUUAUUCUCAAGAGAGGCUUAGACUUCAGUUGAAAAGCUUCAGCCCUGCAGUAGGCAUGUUGCACAUCAUGAAUGUUUCUCACAAGUGAGAAGCCACAAGAAAAGAUGUUCAGGAUUGCAAACUGAGCUGACUACCUGAGACUGCCAUUUUUUAAUGAACUUCCAGCACUUCUCCAUGAUCACCUACACUUCCAUUUUUAUUAUUCAGUCCAGCUCCUACUCUUGUCUUUUCUUAGUCCAGUUGCAUAUCAUGUGGAUCAUUUAAUGGGCGCCUUAUUUAUAAGUCAUCUCUUUUCUCAGAUGAAGAAUUUAUGACACCAUGAUUCUCUUGGAUCCUUUGGGACACAAUCAGAUCAUGAGGGAUUGGGGUUUUGGUGCAUCAGGCAUAAACUAUUGUGGCUUAGUUGUCAUUCUAUUCUUAUUAAGAUUAGCAUGGAACUCGAGUCGAAUUUAUAUCUGAAAAUAUUCCGCAAUAGUGUGGUAUAAAUGUGCCCUUACCUGUACUGUGUUUUCAGACAUAUUACCUGCAGCACUUGCCACAGACCUUAGGAGUACUAGAGCAUAGAGUUGAAGGUUCUGUCAGCAGAAUGGAAGCAAAUUCUGCAUCCAUUUGGAGCGAGGAAUCUGAGAUGAUUGCUCACUUGCAGUCUAUGUUUUGGAGCAGCAGCAAUGCUGAUUCCUGCCUUUCUUCUCCCAACAGCAGCACUAGUUCUUGUGUUGAAAAUGAGCCCUUUGAUAAAGAGCAAUGUCUGGACACUGGUGCAGUUUGGUGCUUUGAUCACCAGAGUCAGGUUUUCGCUCCAAUUACUAAUGAAGUUACAGGCAUCAAGAGGGUAUGUCUUAUGGAUGAGAAUAAGAAGAGUAAGAAUGCUAAGAAACUCCGAACCAUUGCCCUGGUAUCGAGGACAAGUUCAAAUGCUCCUGCUGACGAGAUUAACACAGAGCUUGUCAGUCAGAGCUGUUCCUGGAGCUGCAGCUCUGAAGAUGAUUCAAUUGGUGUGUGUGAAGAAUCUGUUGUUCUGAAACAAAGUACCAGUUCAAGAGGUCGUAGUCGGUCCUCAAAGGAUUUACAGAGCCUUUACGCAAAGAGGAGAAGAGAGAGGAUCAAUGAAAGACUAAGGACGCUGCAGCAGCUAAUUCCUAAUGGCACCAAAGUUGACAUGAGCACUAUGCUAGAGGAAGCAGUUCAGUAUGUCAAGUUCCUGCAGCUGCAAAUAAAGCUCCUGAGCUCUGAAGAUACAUGGAUGUACGCACCUCUUGCUUAUAACCACAUGAGCAUGGACGUCAGUCAAAAUGCUGCUGUGAACCAAUCAUGACCGUCCGAAAAGAAAUGUCUGAACUGAUCAGAUGGGAGCUAGAGGGUUGCUGUGAAGCAGAACACAUCUCAUGGUCCAUCUGUUCUUAAAUCUGUAAUUAACCCAGUUAUAAAAAAAAAUCUGUAAUUAACCCUGCCUUUACAUUAUUCAGUUGCUUCAUGCAAGUAUGAGCAAGAAUUCUUUCGAAAUAAAAAUUGGGACCAUGGGUUCCCUUGUCA
Messenger RNA from Sorghum bicolor (sorghum), 3013 nucleotides. RefSeq names its product transcription factor bHLH54. Gene Ontology annotation, biological process: regulation of transcription by RNA polymerase II. Gene Ontology annotation, molecular function: RNA polymerase II cis-regulatory region sequence-specific DNA binding; protein dimerization activity; DNA-binding transcription factor activity, RNA polymerase II-specific. The record is from RefSeq and is a predicted model, not a curated record. Gene Ontology annotation, cellular component: nucleus. Bases 2067 to 2795 code for a protein of 242 amino acids. NCBI's taxonomy places the organism in Eukaryota, Viridiplantae, Streptophyta, Magnoliopsida, Poales, Poaceae. The transcript is spliced from 5 exons.